Molecule: messenger RNA, 1773 nt
Organism: Ostrea edulis (European flat oyster)
Lineage: Eukaryota; Metazoa; Mollusca; Bivalvia; Ostreida; Ostreidae
Exons: 5
Coding region: 170-913 (247 amino acids)
Source: RefSeq, a predicted model, not a curated record
UUUUUUUAAAUAUCGACCAACCAUGUAACGGGUUUAACAACAAGGACAGAUAAAAACAUUGAAUUUCGCAAUACCUGUAGCUCAUCGCAAUACCUGUAGCUCAUCACACUUCUGUUGUACCGCUUAUACAGGAAACAUAUCCCCUGUGUACAGUGUCACACAAAUCGCGAUGAAAUGGUGGACUUUUAUAACCAUUCUUGUGAUAGUUAUUUCACUGGUCCAUGCAAAAGGUGGACGAGGUGGUGGCGGAUUUAGAGGUCGCGGGUAUAGAGGUGGUUCCAGAGGGAGUAGCAGAUCUAGUAGAAGUUACAGGUCCUCGUUCAGCGGAAAUCGCUUGUCCAGCUCCAGCAGUAUUCGGUCCGCUCUUUUGCUGGGAACAGUCUAUGGAGCUUCUCGCUACCGUCAAAGAACCAGAUUUCGAAGCGAUGGCACGUUGCCAGUGGUGUGUUACAACGAUAGGUAUAACAUGAGUGCUAACGGAACAGUGUCCCUGUCGUACAAGGGUCGUUUUUUCUGCCCUUUGGAUGAGAGUAUGUCGGAGGAUUACCGCUACUGUUGUGGGGAGGAAGGCCUACAAUACUGCUGUAAAUUCUGGGAUGUACCUGGUCACAUUGCGGGGGUGGUCAUUGGAGUUAUAGCCUUUGCUGUCCUGUUGUUUAUUGGCGUUUUCUGUAUCAUUAGACAUUGUUCCAGGAGCAGAAGGUCACCAAGUACCCCUAAUGUUAAAACUUUCAAUGGACAUGAAAACCCACCAGCCUAUCAGCCUCCUGCCUACGAGAUGCAUAAUUCGCAAGCAAACGAUAAACUGCCAUAUCCAUCUAGCACAAAUUAUACGUACGGAAUGGACAACAACGGCUACACACCGUCUGCUCCCUACCCAGCUACGGACAGCACGUGGGGUACCAAAUACUGAUGGCGACUUUUCCACAUUCUGUAUAAAAUGCCAUUCAAAUAACUACCUUGACAUAUCGUAUUGUGCUUUCGUAACGUACUGUAUACACAUGUACAAAACUUAACAAAAACUUGGAUUACAUUUCGUUAAAAUUACGCUGUUUACCUAUGACUAAUGUACUGUCAUGAAUAUACGGAAUCAAUCGGAACUCCUCAGAUAUGUCCUUAAACUUAGUUUGGAAUCGUUUAUCUGUUAUAGAUUACAUGUAAACAUUCAUGUCGUUUGUAUUCCGGUAUUGUAACAGUAACGUAAUCGGUUUGUUAGAGGGGAACGAGUAAUUAUAACUGUAGAGGGUAACUAUAUCACGUGGGAGUUCGUGAUUACAUGCAUGACUUACUGUACCAUUUUCUUUAAUUUACACUGAAGAUUUACUUUUCUACAAUUACUGAGAGUGAAAUAUAUAGAUGUAUUUCCAUUUUUACAUUGUUUUAUUGUCUUAACUUUAACACAAACCCCCUUUAUUUGAUGUUUGUCGGAAGCUUUUAAAGUUUAUGAUCAUUUUAUUGAUUAUUUGUACUAGUAUUUUCCUUCAAAUCACGAUUUGGUUUACUUUGUUAAGCGACUACAUUUUCUACAUACUUGUGCUUUGUUAGUACCAUAUUCACUAAUUUCAACCAAUGUUAUCUAGUUACAGGUUUCUAUUUCACAUUGACAACGGUAUGGUUUAAUAUUGAAAAUAGUGAAUUGAAUAACAAAUAAACGACUACUGACUUUUAAAAAAUCCUUGGCAACCCAGACAAUAUGGAUAUAUUACUGGAUAUUGUGAUCUGUGAUAUUGUUGAAGCGUAUGUUUUUAAUAAAGAAUUAUAAAAGAAAUGUAA